AGUGACACGCAGGCUAUUUACAAUUACGGAUUAUAUCUGAAAGAGUGUUCAACUUGCGCCAGAGUCCAGUUUAAUUUCUGGUUUCUCGGACGAAUGAACUAUCUUCGAGGUGCCUGGUGAAGUUCAUAAAAAUUCUUUCUAUACCUUCAAAAACUCUUUUACCUGGUGCUCAGUGAAAUACUUUAUUGGAAAAAUUCUUAUUAGAUUUGAGAAAAAGAAACCCUCGACGGAAUCGUCAACUGCACCAGGAAUCCGAAUAAAUUGAGCGUUAAGUGAGUCUGUUUUCUUAUUCGAGAGGUCAAUGAAGCGAAGAGAUGGUGAUCGUAACACGAGGUGACUACAUCUGGAUCGAGCCCGUCUCCGGGAGGGAAUUCGAUGUAGCAAUUGGUGCAAGGGUGGUAUCAGCAGAAGGUAGACGGAUCCAGGUGAAGGACGACGACGGACACGAGCAAUGGCUAACGCCAGAGAGGCGGAUAAAGGCGAUGCACGCGUCUUCGGUGCAGGGCGUAGAAGACAUGAUCUCCCUGGGAGAUCUUCAUGAGGCGGGAAUUCUCAGAAAUUUACUCAUACGCUACAAUGACAAUCUCAUUUAUACCUAUACGGGAUCAAUUCUGGUGGCCGUGAAUCCAUAUCAAAUACUUCCAAUUUACACCGCAGACCAGAUAAAAUUAUAUAAGGAACGGAAGAUCGGUGAGCUUCCUCCUCACAUCUUCGCAAUAGGAGACAAUGCAUACGCACAUAUGCGGCGCUAUCGCCAGGAUCAAUGCAUUGUCAUUUCGGGUGAAUCUGGAGCUGGAAAGACUGAGAGCACCAAGCUCAUUCUACAGUAUCUGGCUGCCAUUAGUGGGAAACACUCGUGGAUUGAACAGCAAAUUCUCGAAGCAAAUCCCAUUCUGGAAGCCUUUGGCAAUGCCAAAACCAUCAGGAAUGAUAAUUCUUCAAGAUUUGGGAAGUACAUUGACAUCCACUUCAACAGUAGUGGAGUGAUUGAAGGAGCAAAGAUUGAGCAGUACUUGCUGGAAAAGUCUCGAAUUGUAUCACAGAGUCCAGAUGAGAGGAACUACCAUGUGUUCUACUGCCUUCUGGCGGGAUUGUCGUAUGAGGAGAAGAGAAAGCUAAAUCUAGGGGAACCUCAAGACUACAGAUACUUAACCGGAGGAAAUAGUAUAACUUGCGAAGGACGAGAAGAUGCAGCUGAAUUUGCUGACAUUCGUUCAGCAAUGAAGGUCCUCCUGUUUUCCGAUAGUGAAAUUUGGGAUAUUCUAAAGCUGCUAGCUGCUCUACUUCACUGUGGUAACAUCAAAUACAAGGCCACAGUAAUAGAUAAUCUCGAUGCUACAGAAAUCACAGAGAACAUCAAUGUUGAGAGAGUGGCUAAUCUUCUGGGUGUUCCUGUGCAGCCCCUAAUAGAUGCACUGACCAGAAAAACUCUCUUUGCCCAUGGGGAAACCGUAGUCUCAACACUUUCGCGAGAACAGUCCGUAGAUGUUAGAGAUGCCUUUGUCAAAGGCAUCUACGGACGCUUGUUCAUCUUGAUUGUGAAAAAAAUCAAUAGCGCCAUUUAUAGGCCACGUGCCUCCUCGAGAAAUUCCAUAGGAGUUCUCGAUAUUUUUGGCUUUGAGAAUUUUGAUCACAACAGUUUCGAACAGUUCUGCAUCAACUAUGCCAAUGAGAAUCUACAGCAGUUUUUUGUGCAGCAUAUCUUCAAGCUCGAACAGGAGGAAUAUAAUCACGAAGGAAUCAAUUGGCAGCAUAUUGAAUUUGUGGACAAUCAAGAUGCUCUGGAUCUCAUCGCAAUCAAGCAACUGAACAUCAUGGCUCUGAUCGAUGAGGAAGCCAAAUUUCCCAAAGGAACUGAUCAGACAAUGCUAGCAAAGCUGCACAAAACUCAUGGAUCACACAAGAACUACCUGAAACCCAAGAGUGACAUCAACACGAGCUUUGGACUCAAUCAUUUUGCAGGAGUUGUAUUUUAUGAUACCAGAGGAUUCCUGGAGAAGAAUCGGGAUACUUUUAGUGCAGAUCUUCUGCAACUGAUCAGUAUAUCCAAUAACAAAUUUCUUCAGUUGGUCUUUGCUGAAGACAUUGGUAUGGGAGCAGAGACAAGGAAAAGGACCCCAACACUGUCUACACAAUUCAAGAAGAGUCUGGAUUCUCUAAUGAAGACGCUUAGCAGUUGCCAGCCAUUCUUUAUUCGAUGUAUCAAGCCCAAUGAAUCGAAGAAGCCAAUGAUGUUUGAUCGAGGACUGUGCUGUCGGCAGUUGAGAUACUCAGGAAUGAUGGAAACCAUUCGUAUCAGAAGAGCAGGCUAUCCAAUACGACAUGGUUUCCGAGAGUUUGUUGAGCGUUACAGGUUCCUCAUCUCAGGAGUACCACCAGCUCAUCGGACAGACUGUCGCUUGGCCACAUCUAGAAUUUGUGCAGCAGUUUUGGGAAAGUCUGACUACCAGUUAGGCCAUACGAAAGUCUUCUUGAAAGAUGCUCAUGAUCUCUUCUUAGAACAAGAACGUGAUCGAGUAUUGACAAGGAAGAUUCUUAUUCUCCAACGCUCAAUUAGAGGUUGGGUCUACAGAAGACGCUUCCUUAGGAUGAAGGCUGCAGCUAUAGUUAUACAGAAAUACUGGAAGGGAUACUCUCAGAGAAAGAGAUUCGUGAAGAUGAAGGUGGGAUACAUGAGACUUCAAGCAUUGAUAAGAUCACGAGUUUUGAGUCAUCGGUUCAGGCAUCUUCGAGGUCACAUUGUAGGACUUCAAGCUCAUGCUAGAGGGUACUUGGUGCGUCGGGAAUACGGUCAUAAAAUGUGGGCAAUAGUGAAGAUUCAAUCCCAUGUUAGAAAGAUGAUAGCUGUGCGGAAAUACAGAAAAUUGAGGGAAGAUUACCGCCGCUACAAUGAGGCCUUGCGUCUCAGAAAAAUUGAAGAACAAGAACUUAAGCAUCAAGGCAACAAGAGGGCCAAGGAAAUAGCUGAGCAACACUACAGAGAUCGUCUCAAUGAGAUGGAGAGAAAGGAGAUGGAAAUUGAAAUGGAGGAACGAAGGCGGGUAGAAGUGAAGAAGAAUCUUAUUAAUGAUGCUGCCAGAAAGGCCGAUGAACCAGUGGAUGAUAGCAAAUUGGUAGAAGCGAUGUUUGACUUUCUUCCAGACUCCAGCAGUGAAGCACCAACUCCUCACGGUGGUCGCGAAACCUCAGUAUUUAAUGAUUUGCCAUCGGUUCAUUUAGAUCAUCAAGAGGAAAUUAUUGGUCAAGUGCAUCAAAUAUCUGAAGAUGAGGAAGAUUUGUCGGAGUUCAAGUUCCAGAAAUUUGCAGCUACAUACUUCCAAGGCAAUGUUACACAUCAAUACUCAAGGAAACCGCUCAAACAUCCUCUUCUUCCGCUUCAUACUCAAGGUGAUCAACUGGCAGCACAGGCGCUCUGGAUCACCAUUUUGAGAUUUACAGGAGAUCUUCCUGAACCACGCUAUCAUACCAUGGAUCGCGAUAACACGUCCGUUAUGUCCAAAGUCACUGCGACAUUGGGAAGAAAUUUUAUUAGAAGCAAAGAAUUCCAAGAAGCACAGAUGAUGGGUCUGGAUCCUGAGACAUUCCUGAAACAGAAACCCCGCUCAAUUCGACAUAAACUUGUAUCGCUCACCCUCAAACGCAAGAACAAACUGGGUGAGGAUGUUCGUCGACGUCUCCAAGAUGAGGAAUAUACUGCUGAUAGCUAUCAAUCCUGGUUGGAAUCACGUCCUACGUCAAAUUUAGAAAAACUGCAUUUUAUUAUCGGCCAUGGUAUACUAAGGGCAGAACUUAGGGAUGAGAUUUACUGUCAAAUCUGCAAAGAACUCACUAACAAUCCGUCCAAAUCUUCCCAUGCUCGUGGGUGGAUUCUUCUUUCUCUGUGCGUAGGUUGUUUCGCACCAUCUGAGAAAUUUGUAAACUACUUGAGAGCCUUCAUCCGUGAGGGUCCACCAGGAUAUGCGCCAUACUGUGAAGAUCGUCUCAAGAGAACAUUUAACAAUGGUACGCGCAAUCAGCCACCAUCUUGGCUGGAACUCCAAGCCACAAAGUCCAAGAAGCCUAUCAUGCUACCCAUCACAUUCAUGGAUGGGAAUACUAAAACUCUCCUUGCGGAUUCUGCCACAACGGCUCGGGAAUUGUGCAAUCAGCUGUCAGACAAGAUACAGUUGAAAGAUCAGUUUGGAUUCUCUCUUUACAUAGCUUUGUUUGAUAAGGUAUCAUCUCUGGGUAGCGGUGGAGAUCACGUUAUGGACGCCAUCUCCCAAUGCGAACAGUAUGCUAAGGAACAGGGUGCUCAAGAACGGAAUGCUCCCUGGCGCCUGUUCUUCCGCAAGGAAAUCUUUGCUCCCUGGCACAAUCCCACUGAAGAUCAAGUUGCCACGAAUCUCAUAUACCAGCAAGUGGUGAGAGGGGUAAAAUUCGGAGAGUACCGAUGCGACAAAGAAGAGGAUUUGGCCAUGAUUGCAGCCCAACAGUACUACAUCGAAUAUGGUAAUGACAUGGCCAUGGAGCGUCUCUUUACUCUCCUGCCCAACUUUAUCCCAGACUACUGUCUUACUGGUGUUGAGAAAGCAAUGGAUCGCUGGGCAGCCCUCGUUUUGCAAGCCUACAAGAGGAGCUACUAUCUGAAAGAGAAAGUUCCCACACUGAAAGUUAAGGAAGAUAUCGUGAGCUACGCCAAAUACAAGUGGCCACUAUUGUUCUCCAGAUUUUACGAAGCGUACAGGAAUUCUGGUCCAAAUCUACCCAAGAAUGAUGUCAUCAUAGCAGUAAACUGGACAGGAGUUUAUGUGGUAGAUGAUCAAGAGCAAGUUUUGUUGGAACUUUCCUUCCCCGAAAUCACAUCCGUCGCCAGUCAAAAGACCAAUAAAGUCUUCACGCAGACCUUCAGUUUGUCCACUGUGCGAGGUGAAGAGUUUACAUUCCAGAGUCCCAAUGCUGAAGAUAUUCGUGAUCUUGUUGUGUACUUCUUGGAAGGACUCAAAAAGAGGUCCAAGUUUGUGAUCGCACUGCAGGAUUACAAGAGCCCUGGGGAGGGUACCAGUUUCCUGUCGUUCUUGAAGGGCGAUUUGAUAAUAUUAGAGGAGGAUAGCACAGGUGAAACCGUGCUCAACAAUGGCUGGUGUAUCGGGCGCUGCGAGAGGACACAGGAACGUGGGGACUUUCCUGCUGAAACUGUCUACGUUUUGCCAACUCUAACGAAGCCUCCCAAUGAUAUUCUGGCUCUGUUUAGCGUGGAGGAUGCUCAUCAUGGACGACGUUUGAGUACGGUGUCCAAUGGAGGAACAGAACCUCGAGAUCGGCCACAUAAUUUAGCUGAGUAUGCGUUGGAUCACUUUAGACCACCACCCAAGAGGACCAUGUCCAAGACUCUAACCCUGAGCUCUAAGAGGAACAAUGAAGAAUUAUGGAGAUACUCAAGGGAACCAUUGAAGCAGCCUUUGCUGAAGAAGUUGCUGAUGAAGGAGGAACUAGCUGAAGAAGCAUGUUUCGCCUUCUCAGCUAUUCUGAAGUAUAUGGGAGAUUUACCCUCAAAACGCCCAAGGGUUGGAAAUGAAAUCACAGAUCACAUCUUCGAUGGUCCCUUGAAACAUGAAAUUCUCAGAGAUGAGAUCUUCUGCCAACUAAUGAAACAGCUUACAGACAAUAGAAACAGAAUCUCAGAAGAGCGUGGAUGGGAGUUAAUGUGGCUGGCAAGUGGAUUAUUUGCGUGCAGCCAGGGCUUACUGAAGGAACUCACACUCUUCCUACGCUCACGAAGGCAUCCCAUCUCCCAGGACUGCCUCCAUCGUCUUCAAAAAACAAUUCGCAACGGACAACGCAAAUAUCCUCCGCAUCAAGUAGAAGUGGAGGCAAUUCAGCACAAGACUACACAGAUCUUCCAUAAAGUCUACUUUCCAGAUGACACAGACGAAGCUUUCGAAGUGGACUCCUCCACGCGUGCUAAGGACUUCUGCCACAACAUCUCACAACGUCUCACUCUCCGCUCAGCCGAAGGUUUCAGCUUAUUUGUAAAAAUUGCCGAUAAGGUGAUUUCCGUUCCCGAAGGUGAUUUCUUCUUUGAUUUCGUACGUCACCUUACGGAUUGGAUCAAGAAAGCCAGACCCACUCGUGAUGGAACCAAUCCCCAGUUUACGUAUCAAGUGUUCUUCAUGAAGAAACUCUGGACUAAUACGGUGCCUGGUAAAGAUAGGAACGCCGAUCUGAUCUUCCACUACCACCAGGAAUUGCCAAAGUUGCUGAGGGGAUAUCACAAGUGUGCCAAGGACGAAGCCGCCAAAUUGGCAGCUCUGGUCUAUCGGGUGAGAUUUGGAGAGAGCAAACAGGAGCUUCAGGCUAUACCGCAAAUGCUUCGCGAAUUGGUGCCUUCGGACCUCAUUAAAUUGCAGAGCAGCAAUGACUGGAAACGCUUGAUUGUGGCUGCAUACAAUCAGGACGCAGGCAUGAGUCCUGAAGAUGCAAAAAUAACAUUCCUCAAAAUAGUCUACAGAUGGCCAACGUUUGGAUCAGCCUUCUUUGAAGUUAAGCAAACCACUGAACCCAAUUAUCCCGAAAUGCUCUUAAUUGCCAUCAACAAACACGGAGUCAGUCUUAUUCAUCCGCAGUCGAAGGACAUUCUGGUGACGCAUCCUUUCACCCGGAUCUCCAAUUGGUCGUCUGGCAACACGUACUUCCACAUGACGAUAGGCAAUCUGGUUCGUGGCUCGAAGCUACUCUGCGAAACAUCACUGGGCUACAAGAUGGAUGACCUUCUCACCUCGUACAUAUCACUAAUGCUCACAAAUAUGAAUAAGCAACGGACAGUUCGAAUGAAUUAGUUAUGUGGCAGAACUUCUCGCUAGAUCUAACAAUAUUUAUAGCCAGUUCGGUUACUUAAGGCAAACAAAAAUAUUUUACAAAUUAAUCGAUGCAUUAUUUAUUUUUAAAACAAGUCAUGGGAAAAUUCUUCACUGGAGAAUCAGUCUCCAAAUUAUCUUCUUUUCUUUUUUUUUUGAAAUAUUUCUGUCCAUGAAUAGUUUCUUGUGUCUUUGCAAAAAUCACAUUGCGUAUUUCGUAGCUUUUAGUCAAGUAUAAUUAAUUAAUUAUAUACUGUAUUUUCUCCCAAUCUAAAAAGUAUUUUUUUCUGAAUGAUAUUUUAAAAAGUUUUAACUGUAGGUCGUUAUGUUGUAUCACAUUACAUAAUGAUGGAACGUAUUUAUGUAUUUUCGUUAUAAAUGAUUACAUUUUGAAAUAAAACCUCCUCAUUCCUAUGAAAA
Molecule: messenger RNA, 7256 nt
Organism: Phlebotomus papatasi
Lineage: Eukaryota; Metazoa; Arthropoda; Insecta; Diptera; Psychodidae
Gene: ck
Product: myosin-VIIa
Exons: 9
Coding region: 315-6818 (2167 amino acids)
Cellular component (GO): myosin complex; cytoskeleton
Molecular function (GO): protein binding; cytoskeletal motor activity; ATP binding
Source: RefSeq, a predicted model, not a curated record